UGUAACCAGUAAAAGAGAAUCCUUUAUGUUCCUCUCUUCUCGAUCUUCUCUCACGUUCGCCUCUCUCUGGAUCAUUUCCUCCCAAAAGGAAGUUUCUUUUGAUCUGAACCGUCUCGUGUCGCUUCGUUUCUAAAUAUGGAAAUAGAAACGGAACAUCAUACAACAGUCUCUGUCGAUGACAACGACAGCCUCGUACCACAGCCCAGCUCAUCAAAGGGAAGCCUUUUAGAAGACAUCUCCCUCACUGGCCAAGCUAUCAAUCAUCAUCCAGAGCUAUCUACUGCAAGCCAAGUUCUGAUCAAAGUAGAAUUGGAUUUUGCCUUCGUCUCCGAGAAGCUGGUGAAUCUCAGUCUUCUCACUAUGCAACUCGGCUCCAGGGAACACGACUUCGAGUCUUUUGCUUCUCACAACAAAGAAGAAGAAGAUGAUGAUUUGGCUGAGAAGGCGUUGGAGUUCGAUCUCUUGUCUUCGUUUCUCAACUCAGAGGUUAAAGAAGUCGAGUCCCUCGUUGGUUUUCUCCAGAACGAGAUUCAAAACGCUCGUGUCACGAUGAUAUCUCCGUUUCAAGAUGAUGAUGGAGAUUUGGAGGGGAAGUUUCAUGACGCUGAGCAGUCUUUGGACCAGUUGAUGGACCAAGUGGUGGAGAUGAAGAAGCAAUCUAAUAGCUUUCACAAGUUAUCUCCUGGUUCAGAUGAACUUGGAAGCUGGUCUGGAGGGGGUGCUGCAGAAUCACAAACCGAUGGCGAGUUUGGUGAUCUGAGCGCUAAGAUCAAGAUGCAAACAGCUGAUCAGCAGAGAAACGUUUUGAGGAUGCUUGAGAAGUCUUUAGCCAAGGAGAUGGAGCUCGAGAAGAAGCUAAGCGAGUCUAGAAACUCCGAGUACCAGCUAGAGAUUAAGCUCUAUUCCUCCGAGCAGGAUGUUCUCUACAUGGAGGAAGUAAUCGACGACGCGUAUUCUCGGUGGCUCGAGGCGGAGAACGCCUCCGAAGUUUUCAAGGGGAUGCUAAAGGAGAUGUCUGGGAAGCUUCAGAUUCUCAAGUUCAGUCUAAGCGGCUCUUUUAAAAGGGAAACCAACUUGAAGUCCGAGCUCGUUGAUAAGGAGUCUGCUUUGCACAAGCUUGAUAGCAGCAACGGGAGGCUCGGGGACUUUCUCAUGGCGCAGACGGAAGGGUUGAAGGAGAGUUUGAGAGAAGCUGAGGAGAAACUGAUUCUGUUGAGCACUGAGAAUUCUACAUUGAGUGAAAAAUUUAGCUCUCUUGAGGAACAGCUCAAUGACGCAACGGAUCUCAACGAAGAUCUGAAAGAGAAGUUAGCAAGGGCUGAGGAAGCAGAAUCCGAAUGCCGGAAGAUGGAAGACGAGUUGGGGAGUUUCAGAGCGAAAGGCUACACUCCGGAGAAGUUGGAAUCCCUUGAGAAACACUUGAGGGACUUGGAUCAUCAGCUGGAGCUUGCGGUUGCAGCCGUUGAAGCGAGCAAAGAGAAGCAGAGUUUGUUGUACUCUACUGUCUCUGACAUGGAGGAUGUGAUCGAGGAUCUGAAAUCGAAAGUCUCCAAGGCUGAGAACAGGGCUGACUAUACUGAAGAGAAGCUGAUCACUGUGUCUGAGUCGAACGCAGAUCUCAACGAAGAGCUGAAGUUCUGUAGAGGGAGAUUGAAAGAAGCGGAGAGGUAUUUACAGCAAGCUGAGGAAAGAAAGUUGCAAACCGCUAAAGAUAUCGCACAGCAUAACAAGAUCAUGAAGAAACUGGUCUUGCAACUUGCUUCUGAACGAGAACGCCUUCAUAAACAGAUAAAUAACUUGUCAAGAGAGAACCGUGUGUUGAUGGUGAAGUUGAAGAAGGUUGGAAAGACAGGUUUUACGGAGAGUGAAAACAUUUCACCAAAGUCUGACCAGAGUUCUCUUCCUUGUUAUCAAGAAAGUAAACUUCAAGCCACCGUCACUUCACUAACUGAUCAAGAGGAGGAAGAAGAAACAGAGUCUGCUUCAGAUAUUGGAAGUGUAAGGAGAUUAGAUGCCGGAGGUCUUGGGUUCAAGCACAUUCUCUUUGCAAUCUUGGUCAUCUUCAUGUCUUCAAUGGCUUACCUAAUGUCGCAGCAAAACAUCUAAGAGUCUUUUUAACCUUUUCAUAGUCUCAUAAGCUCCAGUUUUGUUUUUUUUUUCCUCUCUUUGCAAUAAUUUACAAUGUCAGAAUAUAUAUUCUAGUUUUUUUUUUGUGUGCCUAAUAUAACUUUUUCAGAUU
Molecule: messenger RNA, 2239 nt
Organism: Brassica oleracea var. oleracea
Lineage: Eukaryota; Viridiplantae; Streptophyta; Magnoliopsida; Brassicales; Brassicaceae
Product: WPP domain-interacting tail-anchored protein 1
Exons: 5
Coding region: 136-2106 (656 amino acids)
Source: RefSeq, a predicted model, not a curated record